AUGAGCAAGGGGAUGUGCUUUAAAUUUGCAGCGGAUCAGGAAGUAUUCACGUGAGAUACAGGUGGGGCGACAGGAUCAUAUUGUACUGGACAUAAACUAAAAAAAAGAUUGUCGAAAAACAAAGGAUUAUCAUUUACAGCUUCUGAAAAGAAACUUUACGCUAUCCCAACAUCUAGCUGAUCAUAAAAAAUCACUUUUUAAUUGAUUCUUCUCAUCAAUUUCCUUAAACACUUCCUUCGUAUAAAAUCUCCUCUCGCGUUCGCACCAACCUCGGGCGCAGUUCGAUACUACGAUUUGUCUCGCUCUCUUGGUGCCGCUGACGUGUUUGUGCAGUUCGUCUGUCCCGUCGAAAAAAUCAACUCUUAUUUUUUCGGUUCACGGUCCAUCAGUGCGGACUUUGAUCAGUGAGUGCCCAUUUAUGUUUCUUGUGCUUGAACAACCCAAUGUUUUCAUUUAAAUUUCAGAACUUUAGCGUUUUCAAGGUUUACUUCUAGUAGGGAGGGAUUUCUGGCUGCCUUUGGGGGAGUUUGGCGGCAAAUGUUUACUGUCGUUCCGCGAAAAUUAUAUUAUCCUUGAGGAAUAGGUAACAAGAAUUGAAAACCCCCUAAGAACUCCUUGUUUAUUCAUCUUGGAGGUCUUUUUGAAUAAACUCCGAGCUGACGGACAUGUUGAACGUGUUUCCGGACUGCAAGCCCUCGAAACCACGCCCCGUUUCGACGUCUGAUUUGGCGCUUUUUCAGCGAUGAAAAUUUUGGUUGGAGUCAAGAGAGUGGUCGAUUAUGCUGUCAAGAUCCGAGUAAAGCCUGACAAGUCCGGAGUUGUCAAGGAUGGUGUGGCCCAUUCUAUCAAUCCUUUCUGCGAGAUUGCGUUGGAGGAGGCCGUGCGGCUGAAGGAGGCCAAGAAAGCCAGCGAGGUUGUGGUUGUUUCCAUUGGAAAUGCCAAGUGUACGGUGAGUAGUUUACGAUUUUUGUUGUUUCUUAGGUUUUUAAAAGGGCGUAAGAGAUGUGAUUUAUUAUUUUUUUUGGGUUAGAACCCUGUAUUGACCCUUUCAUCUGCGGAUAUUCCCAAUUUUUCUUUUGGAGCAAGUGUAAGAUCGAAUUUUCGAUGUAAUGCGCAGAAUUCCAAUCUAAAAUGUUGAAAAAUGUUUCCGUAUGAUAGCUUGUCUUUUAUAUCUUCUAUUUUUAUAGGAGAACAUUCGGACUGCUUUGGCCAAAGGAGCAGACAAAGCAAUUCAUGUUGAAGUAGAUGACAAGACCGCCGAGAAGCUAGAACCUUUCCAUGUUGCCAAAUCUAUUGCUGAAUUAGUCAAGAGGGACAAGUAUGAUGCUGUCUUCCUCGGCAAACAAGCCAUUGAUGAUGAUGCCAACCAAACUGGCCAACUUUUGGCUGGUUUCCUCGAUUGGCCUCAAGCCACGUUUGCUUCAAAGGUCGAACAUGCCGAUGGAAAGUUGACUGUUACCCGUGAGGUUGAUGGUGGUCUUCAAACAGUGAAAGUGAAGUUGCCAGCUGUUGUAACGGCCGAUCUCCGUCUCAACGAACCUCGCUAUGCCACUUUGCCCAAUAUUAUGAAGGCCAAAAAGAAGCCGUUGGAAAAAAUUACCCCUGACAAAUUGGGAGUUGACUUGACUGUCCAAACUGAGAUCCUUGAGGCAAGUGGAAUGUUUCCCAAAAUUUUUAUUUGAAUUUUAGGUCACUGAACCUCCAGUCCGUCAAGCCGGAGGCUUCGUCGAGGAUGUACCAACCCUGGUGAAGAAGCUCAGGGAAAAAGGUGUGAUCGCCUAA
This is a messenger RNA of Bursaphelenchus xylophilus (pine wood nematode), 1782 nucleotides long. Lineage: Eukaryota; Metazoa; Nematoda; Chromadorea; Rhabditida; Aphelenchoididae. The record is from the annotation of a GenBank genome assembly.